This is a messenger RNA of Hordeum vulgare subsp. vulgare (domesticated barley), 1192 nucleotides long. Its product is annotated as probable calcium-binding protein CML35. Lineage: Eukaryota; Viridiplantae; Streptophyta; Magnoliopsida; Poales; Poaceae. The record is from RefSeq and is a predicted model, not a curated record. Gene Ontology annotation, molecular function: calcium ion binding. Bases 3 to 815 code for a protein of 270 amino acids. The transcript has a single exon.
GCAUGCACAGCACAACCAACCAAGCGUACCGGACGCGAGCUCGACGACUGAAAAAUCGCAAACCCCGGCAAGGAGGAAGCUUCCGCGAAGCUCACUCCCGCCCCCGUCCUCCGCCUAUUUAUCGCCGCCUCCCUCCUCCGCCUCCACCCACCCCACACAUCUCCAUCAACCCAUCCCUCCGUCCUUCCUUCCCUCCACCCCCCGCCGCAUUCGUCUCCUUCCCGUCCCGGAAGAGGAAGAUGAAGCUCUCCAUGCAGUCGCUGGCCCGGAAGCUCUCCAUCCCGUCGCCCAAGCGGGGCAAGAAGCAGCAGCAGCAGGAGGAAAGCGGCAAGCGGGGCAUCUCCCGGAGCGAGGCGCCGUCGUUCGCGUCGGCCUCGUCCUCCUCCACCGCCUCGUCGUCUGCCUCCGAGGACGCGCCGGCGAGGGCGUCCACGCCGCGGUCCGUGCUCCCCGCCGAGAUCUCGCGGCGGGAGCUGGAGGCCGUGCUCCGGCGGCUGGGCCACGAGGAGCCCUCCGACGACGAGCUCGACGCCGUGGCCGCCAUCGCCGCCGCCGGCGAGGCCGGCCCCGAGGACGAGCUCAUGGAGGCGUUCAACGUGUUCGACGCCGACGGCGACGGCCGCAUCACCGCCGAGGAGCUCCGCGGCGUCAUGGUCGCCAUCCUCGGCGGCGAGGCCGACGGGUGCAGCCUCGACGACUGCCGCCGUAUGAUCGGCGGCGUCGACGCCGACGGCGACGGCUUCGUCGGCUUCCAGGACUUCGCGCGCAUGAUGAUGGUGUCCACCACCGCGGCGGCCGGCCCGAGAUUCCUGUGAAGCGAACCAACCCGUCGAUGGAUCCACGGCGCCAGGCUCCUCUGCUCCCGCUCUGUUGUGCUCGCCCCCGCCCCCGCCCCCGCCCCGACUUUCCCGCCAAAUUUCGGACGAUGGCAGCGAUGCAUGAGCUUCUUCUUCCUUUUGGCGCGCACCGUAUAACGAGGAUCAUCCUGCUCGAAGUAGUCUACUACGUACUCCUAAAAGGAGAGCAGCCGCUAGUUAAAUCACGACAUGUAAAAUUUGUUGGUGAGCUGGAUCGACCGAGGGUGUGUGCGUGUGUUGGCAAUGAGAAAUGCUUUGUUGCUUGGUUUUUUUUACAACAAACGAUCCUACUCCGGCCAGCUACUGCUAAUAUAAGCACUAUUGUUUUUAUUUAA